AUGAGGUCUGGAAGCAGCCUCGGGUUGGCUCUUUUGUGCUGGGUUUUUGGGGAGGUGGUUGCUUACGACCCCCUGGGUCUCUUUAGAGGGGAGGCAGAGCUAUGGAGGUACGGAGGGGAUCCUUCCCUGGGGCAGCCACGGACCUUCUCCCAGCCCUGGGCGUGGGUGGACGUGUCCCAGCUCCAGGCCAUGGCCCCGCUGCACCCUGUGGCUGUGCAGUGCCAGGAGGCACAGCUGGUGGUCACGGUGCACAGGGACCUCUUUGGCACCGGGCGCCUGGUCAGGGCUGCGGAUCUGAGCCUGGGAUCAGCCUCCUGCCUGCCCGUGGUCUGGAGCACCUCUGAGACCACUGUGACCUUUGUGGCUGGGCUGCACGAGUGUGGCAGCACCCUCAGGGUGACCCCCGAUUCUCUAAUCUACACCACGAGCUUAAAUUACAGCCCAGCUCUUCCCAGCAAUCCUGUUGUCAUCCGCACCAGCCCUGCCGUGGUUCCCAUCGAGUGCCACUACCCCAGGAGGGACAACGUGAGCAGCCAUGGUGUCAAGCCCACGUGGGCACCCUUUCGUUACACCCUGUCCUCUGAGGAGAAGCUGCCUUUCUCCCUGCGCCUCAUGAGUGAUGACUGGAGUGCCGAGAGAGCCUCCACUGUAUUUCAACUGGGAGAGGUCCUCCACUUCCAAGCUGGUGUUGAUGCAGAGAACCACGUGCCUCUGAGGCUCUUUGUGGACAGUUGUGUGGCCACUCUGACCCCGGACAGGACCUCUUCUCCCCAGUAUGCCUUCAUUGAAUUCAGUGGGUGCCUGGUGGAUGGGCAGGUGGACGAUGCCACCUCGACUUUUAUAUCCCCGAGACCCAGGCAAGAUGUGCUUCAGUUUGCAGUAGAUGCAUUCAAGUUUGCAGGAGACUCCAGCAACCUGAUCUAUGUCACCUGCCACUUGAAGGUCUCCCCAGCUGACCAAGCUCCAGACCCUCUGAACAAGGCCUGUUCCUUCAACAAAGCCAGCAACCUCUGGGAUCCUGUGGAAGGCACACGGGAUAUCUGUUCCUGCUGUGAGAUGAGGAGCUGUGGCUUGGCCAGGCACUCCGGGAGGCUCCACGCUCCUUCCCGAUGGUCAGGAGGACGUGUCCGGAGAGAACUGCCCUCCCAGCCUGAUCCCUUGGUGAAAGAAGCAGAUGUUGUGGUUGGACCUCUCUUCAUCCACAGCUGGCAGGAUCACACAGUGAGGAGGGUCCCUUCACAAGCUGCAGGUCACCUGUGGAUGGUCUGGGGGCUGGCUGCAGUUGCUGGGUUGGUCAUCCUGAUCCUGGCUGUCCUGGGAGCUCUGAUUGUCUGCCAGAAACCCAGCAACCCUGUCUGAAAGCUGAAACCAGGGACUUAUACUUUUUUAUUGUAUGACUGUGAGGGACUUGGUGAGGAGAGGGGAGAAGUCUUCUUUGAGAAGAUGGAUUGAAUCUUUGUGCUGACUUUAACUGUGCUGCUUUGCUUUCCCAACACCAGCUUUAUCUCCUUCUCCUCCAGCCCUGCCCUCAGCAGAGCUUUGUGCAGCCUUACCCUCCUCCAUGAACUUCUGCCAGAGCACCUCUUUGGAAACUAAUGUGAAAACUCCCCACCUCUGCUCUGUUUGCUCACCUGUAGAACCAUGGGGUUGGGUUUAGUCUCCAAACACUUUUACUUUUUCAUGGAGCCA
Molecule: messenger RNA, 1689 nt
Organism: Chiroxiphia lanceolata (lance-tailed manakin)
Lineage: Eukaryota; Metazoa; Chordata; Aves; Passeriformes; Pipridae
Product: zona pellucida sperm-binding protein 3-like
Exons: 9
Coding region: 1-1359 (452 amino acids)
Biological process (GO): egg coat formation; binding of sperm to zona pellucida; positive regulation of acrosome reaction
Cellular component (GO): extracellular matrix
Molecular function (GO): acrosin binding
Source: RefSeq, a predicted model, not a curated record